Messenger RNA from Neospora caninum, 675 nucleotides. Its product is annotated as putative peroxidoxin 2. Gene Ontology annotation, molecular function: peroxiredoxin activity. The transcript has 4 exons. The coding region runs from base 1 to 675 and encodes 224 amino acids. Gene Ontology annotation, cellular component: cytosol; mitochondrion. Gene Ontology annotation, biological process: cell redox homeostasis; cellular oxidant detoxification. NCBI's taxonomy places the organism in Eukaryota, Apicomplexa, Conoidasida, Eucoccidiorida, Sarcocystidae. The record is from RefSeq and is a predicted model, not a curated record.
AUGUUGGUUCUCGGCAGCAAGUUCCCGGACAUCCACGCGGAUGCCUCCGGUGUCCCGGACAACAAAAUGAAGCUCUACGACUUCCUCGGCGAUUCGUGGGGACUGCUUAUGAGUCACCCCCAUGAUUUCACCCCCGUGUGCACGACGGAACUCGCGCAAGCUGCGAAGAUGGCCCCAGAGUUCGCAAAGAGGAACUGCAAGUUGGUCGGGUUCUCCUGCGACAGCGUCACCUGCCACAAGGACUGGGCAAAGGAUAUCAUGAGCGUGGCGAAUCUCGCUGGCGAUCUCCCCUUCCCCAUCAUUGCUGAUCCGGAGCGCAAGUUGGCGAACGACCUGGGCAUCAUGGAUCCUGAAGAAAAGGACCAAGCGGGCAUUCCCGUGACAUGUCGCGCAGCCAUCUACAUCGGGCCUGACCGCCGUGUAAAGGCGCUCAUCCUCUACCCCGUGACUGUGGGCAGAAACUUCAAAGAGGUUCUCAGGGUGCUCGACGGCCUGCAGCUGGCUGAGAAGUACCCCGUCGCAACCCCUGAAGGGUGGUUCCCCGGCGACAAAGUUAUGGUGCAACCGACUCUUUCCGACGAGGAGGCAAAGGCAAAGCUGCCCAAAGGCUUCGAGAAGACGGCAUGCCCCUCCGGGAAAAAUUACCUGCGAUUCGCUCCAGAUCCUUCGGCUUAG